This is a messenger RNA of Ostertagia ostertagi, 495 nucleotides long. Lineage: Eukaryota; Metazoa; Nematoda; Chromadorea; Rhabditida; Trichostrongylidae. The record is from the annotation of a GenBank genome assembly.
AUGCAAGUUCUGAGAUCUUUUCAGGUCAACGAGAACAUACAGUUGAAGUGCACAUUCAGUGGACAACCGCUGCCAGCUGUUACAUGGGAGAAGGAUGGCAAUCUCGUGGAUAUGAACAAGAAUUAUAACAUCAUUACUGAAGACGGGGUCACAAUUCUCCGAUUGGAAUGCACAACGCUUGAAGAUAACGCCAUAUUUUCGUGUACUGUUGCGAACAGCUUCGGAAUGCAGACAGCCACUUGCAAGGUCAUCGUCGAAGAUGAUGUGCUGGAGCAUAAACGGAUCGGCACACAUGUGAUCUGCGACCGCGAAGACGCCAGUGGAGAAGUGGACGCGGUUGUGCUGAGCCCACACAAAUCCGCGACGACAUUCACAUUCGCUUCUUCUGAAGUUGUUGAUAAAACUGAAGAACCCCAAGAGGCCAUGGGAGCGAUCUUCUAUGAAGGCCAUCGAUGGACAACAACCGUUCUUCCUUCUUCCACUGGAGGAUGGUGA